AUGUGUAUGCAAAAAGUGAAGAAUGAAAAAUUCGGCAGAGACGAUGGAAUUAACGGAGAAAUGCUGAGUUUUACUUCUCCUUCUGGUAUUCGUGAGAAGACGAAGAUCAUCCGUUCAAUUCGGUUUGUUGUAUACAACGCUUUAGAGCUGAUCAUCCUGGAUCCGCUAAUCAAACUUCGCGAAGAAACCACCCGCGACGAACAAUCCGGACUGCGCUCUGGUCUAAUCAGAAAGUUACUUAGACGACGGGUAGGCUACUUUUGCCCGAUGGUGUGCUACAACGAAAAGCUUUAUGCAGAAGUGGAUAUGGUGAACUGGCGGAUGACACGUGGAAAACAUCAACAUCAUGACCGGAGGCUCCAGGACUCAAACCAGAAGAGGCCUCCUGCCCGUAAGAGAAAGUUCUGGACGAAUUUGGCAAAGGAAGAUCUGAGGACAUUUGGCGUUGACAGGCAGGUUUCGCAUGAACUGCCUGUCGACCCUGGGUGA
Messenger RNA from Necator americanus (New World hookworm), 489 nucleotides. RefSeq lists its product as uncharacterized. Lineage: Eukaryota; Metazoa; Nematoda; Chromadorea; Rhabditida; Ancylostomatidae. The transcript is spliced from 4 exons. The coding region runs from base 1 to 489 and encodes 162 amino acids. The record is from RefSeq and is a predicted model, not a curated record.